UAAAGUUUUUUUUUUCUGUGAUUAAUUUCGUGAUUAUCUUCGGUAUUUCAGAUAACAAUGAUGAUCGAAUUUAUGCGAGCAAUAUUCACGUUGCUUGUUGGACUGACAAAGUUCAUGGUUUCAAAUAAGAUGAUAAAGAUUUUUCCACCACCAGAACGACCAAUCGUAGAAGUUCGUCAAGGAAAACUUCGUGGAGUCACCUCAACGUUACCUAAUGGAUCGACAUAUCACUAUUUCAAAGGGAUCCCUUAUGCCAAGCCACCCGUAGGGGAGCUUCGAUUCCGUCCACCAGUUCCGAUUGAAAAGUUUUACAAACCCGUGGUGGACUGUUUGGUUGAUCGAAGCAUGUGCAUACAACCGCUGGGAAAAUUUAUCAUAGGAAAAGAAACAGGACUCUUUAUGAACAUAUUCUCGCCAGGAUUACCUGUUGAAGAGAAGAAGAACCCCAAGUACCCCGUUAUGGUGUGGAUCCAUGGAGGAGGAUUUAUCGGCGGAAGUGGAGAUAGCUUCGUAUAUGAUCCUGCCUAUUUGAUUCAGGAAGGAGUGGUUGUGGUAACGUUGAACUAUCGUCUUGGACCAUUGGGAUUCCUCAGUUUGCCUAGUGCUGGAAUAAUGGGAAAUGCAGGAUUGAAAGAUCAGUUACUGGUUUUCAAAUGGGUGAAAGAAAAUAUUGUAAGUUUUGGAGGGAAUCCUGACAAUGUGACUGUCUUUGGAGAAAGUGCUGGUAGUAUGUCGGCUUACUUGCACUAUUUGUCACCGAAUUCAAGAAAGUAUUUUCACAAAGUCAUAUGCCAAAGUGGAGUAGCAUGCUCCGAAUCGUUCUUCCAAAAAGAUGGAGCUGACAAGGCGCGAAAACUUGCAAUACAUUUUGGAUACGACGGAAAUGAUGACUCCAAAGUGCUGGAAACCCUUCUCAAAGCACCCGCGCACUUGCUAAUCAAGCAUCAAAAUGAAGUGGGAAGUGAACACGAGAAACGUCUAGCACUACAAAUGUUUUUCAGACCCGUAAUAGAAGAUGCCUUCUCUGACGAUAGCAUCAUCACAGAACCACCAGAGAAAAUUUUGAAAUCUUUCGACACAAUUAAGAUGCCAUUAAUUAAUGGAUGUACUGAUGGUGAAGGGAUUCUAGGAAUAAUGCUCAUACAGAAGCGUUUGAAGGAAUUCGAUCAAGAAUCAGAUCGGCUUGUUCCGCAACUUUUGGGAAACCUUCCAGAUUUGGAAAAACGGACGCUUGGAAAAGAAAUUCGGCAAUUCUACUUUGGUAAUAAGAAAAUCGACAAAAGCUCUCUCAACGAAUUGUGCAACGUUUUAUCGGAUAACAUUUUUAUCACCAACACAAAUGUAAGCACAGAGUGGAUAGCAAAAUACCAACCUAAUGUAAAACAAUAUCACUAUCGAUUUUGCUACGAUGGAAGACUGAGUUUUUCUAAGAAAAUUUUCAAUUUAAGUCAUGUUGCUGGAGCAAGUCAUGGUGAUGAUAUUUUCUAUCUAUUCAGGUCUAAAAUGCUACCUCAACUAGCAGAGACGAGUGACGAGUGCUACAUAAGGAAAACAAUGGUGCGGAUGUGGACAAACUUUGCUAAGUACAGUGAUCCAACGCCGGAUAGAGAUGAUCAGUUGUUGCCUUUUAAAUGGACUCCCGUUCGGCACAUAGAAAGAGAUUCUGUGAAUUUCGACCUUGACGCAUUGAAUAUUGAACUGCGAUCUGAAAUGGUAAGAAAUCCUUGCAAAGAGCGAAUGGGCCUUUGGAGAGGAUAUUUUAAGAAAUAUAGAAAGGAUUACCUGUAAUUAUUGUUGAAAAAUUGUGAAUAAACUGGGAUUACUC
This is a messenger RNA of Ochlerotatus camptorhynchus, 1825 nucleotides long. RefSeq names its product esterase E4-like. Bases 58 to 1788 code for a protein of 576 amino acids. The record is from RefSeq and is a predicted model, not a curated record. The transcript has 5 exons. NCBI's taxonomy places the organism in Eukaryota, Metazoa, Arthropoda, Insecta, Diptera, Culicidae. Gene Ontology annotation, molecular function: serine hydrolase activity.